This is a messenger RNA of Physcomitrium patens, 3235 nucleotides long. RefSeq names its product putative fucosyltransferase 8. Gene Ontology annotation, cellular component: membrane; Golgi apparatus. Gene Ontology annotation, biological process: cell wall biogenesis; xyloglucan biosynthetic process. The record is from RefSeq and is a predicted model, not a curated record. Lineage: Eukaryota; Viridiplantae; Streptophyta; Bryopsida; Funariales; Funariaceae. Gene Ontology annotation, molecular function: galactoside 2-alpha-L-fucosyltransferase activity.
GGGGCUGGGCGGCGGUAAGGGCGGCGGUAAGGGCAGUCCCAGUCGGAAAAUUGAGAUGCUUCGGGGUAAAGUAGAUUUUGAGAUCACAUCAAUCAGUCUUCCGAGCGCGACUGAACUUGGAGCUUUAUUGUCCAACUCCAAGUCUCGAAAGCAUCUCGUUUGCAUACGCAUGGUUGAUACAAGGCAAAGCAGGAUAAUUAGUCACUCCAGGGUUUCGUGGAGAUCCCUGCGCCGCACAUGUGAGAGAGGUAGGAGUGUGACACAUCUAGUUUGACUGUUGUAAGCAAGAGCGGAAGGAUUUCGGAAUUUCAACGUGGUGAGGCAAGGCCCGAGAUCUGUUGGGUCGCUUGACGGACUUCACGGAGCUACAAACGCGUUUGAAGAAAUCACAGCGCGAUAUAGCGUGGUGCCGCGCUUUGCAACCUGGAUGGACUUGGACGAAUUCGCAAGUGAUACUGGUUCGCAAAUCUGGGUUCCAACGUUGAGCACUGAAUCGGGAACCAAAACCUUAAGUUUCCUUUCUAGCGUACUCAAGCCACCAUUCAUAACCCCUGGGGCUAUCUCUUCUUAAAUCCGGGUGGUCUAAUCUCGAUUGCCGGGAGUACGCGCAUGAUAUCCUAUUUCCGCAUCGCCGUGGUUGCUGGUACGGUGGGAGAAUUCUCGACGUUCUCAGGCCAGCUGCAUAAGCAAGAGCAAAAAUGAGGAGAUGAGCAGUUUGAGUCUGAGGAAAGGUUCCGCCUUGUGGCAACCCUAGACGUAGAGACACCCAGCAGGAAAUUCAGAGGAUGACUGCGGGGGAAUGCAUGUAAUUAUGGCGAACUCGAAAUUUAGAACUCUACAUCGGAGUUUGAUGUUGCAGACCACCAUCACCAUCAUUGCUCUAUCAUUCUGCGUUUUUUCCGUCUUCCAGCGAAACGUCCAGCAGAAGGUCCAGCCCGGGUAUGUCAUCAAGCCACAGCCGCUCAUCAACGACGUCCCUCGCAACUCUGAUGAACUCAUCGCGAAACUAGCCGACGUCACCAGAAAGGCUGAGAAUGGAAUGAACAAGACCGAGAUUUUCUCUUCCAAAAAACGACUUUUGUGGAACAAGGAGCAUUCUUGCAACAGCCGACACGAAAUAUACGCUCUCUACUCAACGAGGAAGAGCACGCACGACAUCAAAACCAAUCCGAAAUGGAACUCUGUUCUGAAAGAGUAUUCGAAGCUUCACAGGACGUGCGUCCAGCGAAUGGGCAACGUGACCGACUUUUUCCUCAAGAGGAAGCACAUUGACGGGUGUAAAUUUGUGGUGGCCGGUGUGUCAAUGGGCAGCGGCCUCGGCAACAAGGUGCUGACAAUCGUAUCGGCGCUCGUAUACGCCGUCCUGACCCAAAGAGUUCUACUCGUCCCGCUAACCACUACUGCACCGGGAGUGUUUUGCGAGCCAUUUGAGGGUUCCUCUUGGAUGGUGGAUCCCGAGAACAACUGGACGGAUUGUGUGAGGAGACGGGAUCUGUGGGAUCCCUUGGCAACUUUCUAUGACAAGGUGGAUACUAGAGAUUCGAGCGAAGCCUUGAUAAAACCCACCUACGCCGUCUCCACGGUUCAUACUUUGGACCCGCAACCGGAGUCACGAUUUUUCUGCGACACCGAACAAGCGCAGUACACCCAAGUCGACUGGAUCCAUUUUCGAAACAACUUCUACUUCGUACCGAAGAUUUUCGCAGUCCCGAGCUUCCGCCCUCUCCUCGAGGAUAUCUUCCCCAACAGGAAGAUAUUAACUCACUUGUUGCGGACGGUGAUGCUACCGAGUGAUGCUGUGUGGGGGCGCGUCAAGCAAGUGCACGACGCACACUUCCGUCAUUCGAAUCUCCUAGUCGGCAUACAAGAACGAUACUUCAUGGGGAAAUCAGGAUUCGAUCAACUCCACACGACCAUGGAGGAGAACGUCGUGGAAUGUCUAAAAUCCGAGGGCCUCCUUCCAACCACUAACCCUAAACUUCAAUCCCAAGUGUUUUCAUCUCCACGGGAUUUUGACAAACCUUCUGUGUCGGCUCUGAAACCCCUCAAUGUCACUACCAUCUUCAUUACUUCCCUUUACCAAAGUUUGUUCGAGAGAUUAUCGCAAGACUACGUUCGAACUGCACUUAACUCUGGCGAUGCCGUGGGGUUGGUCCAGCUGACCCACGCAGGCACGCAGAACUUUGGGGACGAGGUCGACAGGCAAGCCUUGACGGAGAUCUUCUGUCUGAGCCUCACAGACCACUUGGUUCUGACUCCACUGUCGACGUUCGGCAACGUCGCGCAAGGAUACGGGGGCCUGGUGCCGUGGUUCAUCGACCUGCGACCCGAGACGCCAACGCCGUGCCUGCUGGCGGAAUCUGCCGAAGUUUGUUACCAGCUUCCGAGCACAAGGUUGUUCACCUGCCCACAUGAUGCGGAUGUCAAUGAGCGGUUCAUGACGGACGUGGUGCCACACCUGAUGGAUUGCAACGAGGCGGAGAAGCCGUUUCAGCGCGAGACCAAAUCCAAUAUUGGAAUACAGCUCGCAACAGAUUGAGAGAGAGCAUACCCAUGUAAGCUGCAGGCAUGAUUUCCCGUGUUGUACUACACACUCUUUGUACAUUGAAUUGACACGGAUUCGCAGUUCAUUCAACGCCUACUUAUUCUUAAGACCAUCACGACACAAUGAAGCGAGGUCUGAAGCUCAAAGGGACGGUUCUCAAGCUCUCCGAGGUGAUAGACCAGGUCUGGCAUCUUUACUGCAGCAGCUAGGCAUGAGUGAUGGAUGGGAACACACACCGCAAACCAAGUCAAACAGUGCAAAAGCUCCAAUAACAACGACAAAGCCUUUUAAACAACGACAGGAAACAAGUUGGGUCAUAAUCGUUGCGACUUUGCAAGGGCAACAAACAUAGCAACAAUUUGCUCUGGGUUUCAUUCAUUUUGCGCAACUCUAAUCUAGCAGCUCGGCCUUUUUGUGACGAUGAGCCACCAUACCCACACUUGCUUUUGCAAGAGCAGCUUGCAUAUGGUGCAAAAUACACCAAUGAGUCAUAGUGUGUGCAACGAUAUUUUUUCAAAUAACAGAAAAAUGUUUGGUCAUUCUUGUUAGUGUUCCCACCAAAUCAUAGUUGUGUGUCAUCGUCUUUACAUAGACUACGCAAUGCAUAAAAUGAUCACUAGUUGUACCAAUCUUCAUUCAUUGAGAAGUACGACUUUUAUUUUUAAGUAAAAAGUUUGUUAGAUUGUUCAA